AUGUCGCUCGCACCUCGUAAGAGAAGGACAGAGCGACAAGACUCUCCUUCUGGUCUACCUCAAACAGUUAGGACAUACAGUGGAUUGGAGGAAGAGAAGAGACGUUCCCCUCGCCCAGUCCCACCAGACUCAUCAGUCCGCUCCGAAUACUUCUUCUCCUGGUCUACAGGUCUAAUCCUAACAGUAUUAGCAUUUAUCAUCCGGUUCUGGCGAAUAGGUCAUCCUUCUCAAGUGGUGUUCGAUGAAGUCCAUUUCGGUUCUUUUGCCUCACACUAUAUCAGACGAGAAUACUAUUUCGAUGUCCAUCCGCCGCUAGCGAAGAUGUUGAAUGGUCUAGCAGCUUGGGUGGUAGGGUUCAAUGGUGAUUUUGGUUUUGAACAGAUUGGUGAUGAUUAUAUUAGUCAUAACGUCCCAUACGUCGGUAUGAGAAGCUUCUGCGCUAUCAUGGGGUCCAUCACUGUCCCCAUCGUAUUUGGAAUAAUGAGAGAAUCAGGUUAUCCAGCUGGAAUAGCUUUACUUUCGGCUGCGUUAGUUGCAUUUGACAACGGUCACAUCACUCAGACCCGACUCAUCCUCCUUGAUGCCGCUCUUGUGCUUUUCAUGGCUCUUUCCUUAUUCUCCUACGUCAAGUUCCACCAAUACCGAUAUCAAGAAUUCACUAAUUGGUGGUGGUUCUGGUUACUCUCUACUGGAGGCUGGUUAGCAUGCACCUUGGGCUGUAAAAUGGUUGGAUUGUUCACUUUCCUGUCCGUUGGUGCUGCUGUGAUUUGGGAUUUAUGGGAAAUCUUAGAUAUCAAGAAGGGUCAUUCCAUGUCUUACGUGUGGAGACACUUCUUCUAUCGUGUGGUUGGUCUCAUUCUCGUCCCAUUCCUGAUUUACCUCUCCUUCUUCUGGAUUCACUUCAAAGUGCUCAAAUAUUCUGGGCCCGGCGAUUCGUUCAUGAGUCCUGCUUUCCAAGAAACUUUGGCUGGUAACGAGCUAUUGCUUAAUGCUCAAGAGAUCCGAUACUUCGAUACCGUCACCAUCAAGCAUAAAGAUACCAAACAGUUCCUUCACUCUCACGCUGAUCACUACCCAUUGCGAUACGAGGAUGGUCGAAUUUCCUCUCAAGGUCAGCAGGUAACCUGUUAUCCACACAAUGAUACCAACAAUCACUGGCAGAUCCUUCCUACAAAGGAGAUCCCAGAUUCAGGACGAGGCAGAGUAGUCCGACACAACGAUGUGAUCCAAUUGAGACAUAUCGUUACUGAUACCAUCCUCCUCACUCACGAUGUCGCUUCUCCACUCAUGCCCACCAACCAAGAAUUCACCACUAUCGCACCGGACGAUGAGGAUCGAAAGAACGAUACGAUGUUCAAAGUGGUCAUAACCGAUGCGCACGAGGGAGAACCGUGGAGAUCUCUAUCAGGGCAUUUCAAGCUAGUGCACGUACCUACCAAAGUGGUUUUGUGGACUCAUCCAACGGCAUUGCCAGAUUGGGCAUAUGGUCAACAAGAAGUGAAUGGAAACAAGAACCAACAAGAUAGGACUACCUCUUGGUUCGUUGAAGAUAUCAUCGCUGAUGGAACCGGUAACGAUUUCAAGAACCGUACUACCCACGUCGAACCUAAGAAAACCAAGAAAGUAGCUUUUAUCAAGAAAUUCUUCGAAUUGCAAAUCCUCAUGUUACAGCAUAAUGCAGGAUUGACUUCUUCCCAUCCUUACGCGUCUACUCCCGUCGAAUGGCCAUUCUGUCUCUCUGGAAUAAGUUUCUGGACGGACUCGGAGACGAAUCAGCAGAUUUACAUGAUUGGUAAUUUGCUUGGAUGGUGGACUUGCGCUAUAUCAUUGUCGGUCUUCGUUGGUAUCGUUGUAGCUGAUAUGCUCGCGAGAAGAAGAGGAUUGGAUCCCAUUGAAGAUGCCAUUCGAAAUCGAUUAUAUCGAAAUACCGGCUUCUUCCUCGGUGCAUGGGCAUUCCACUAUUUCCCUUUCUACCUAAUGCAAAGACAGCGAUUCUUACAUCACUACUUGCCUGCCCAUCUCGCAUCUGCAUUAGUAGCUGGAUCAGUAUUGAAUUUCAUCUUGGUCGAAGUGGUCAAUUACCCUAUCAGUUUUCCUGGACCUAAAACUCGUUUGAGACCUGCUGUAAGAGCUAAAUUGGGCAAGACCGGUUGGGGUGUGGUAAUUGGUUUGUUGGUGUUGGUAGUGGGGAUGUUCUUGUGGUUGGCUCCAUUGACUUAUGCUUUAACGUUGACUGGCGAACAGGUUAAUAGAAGGAAAUUGUUGAGUAGCUGGACACUCCAUUUCGAAGCUAAAAAGAAUCAUUAA
This is a messenger RNA of Kwoniella botswanensis, 2307 nucleotides long. RefSeq lists its product as uncharacterized. Gene Ontology annotation, biological process: protein O-linked glycosylation via mannose. NCBI's taxonomy places the organism in Eukaryota, Fungi, Basidiomycota, Tremellomycetes, Tremellales, Cryptococcaceae. The transcript is spliced from 8 exons. Gene Ontology annotation, cellular component: endoplasmic reticulum; membrane. Gene Ontology annotation, molecular function: dolichyl-phosphate-mannose-protein mannosyltransferase activity. Bases 1 to 2307 code for a protein of 768 amino acids. The record is from RefSeq and is a predicted model, not a curated record.